AAUAUAAACGUAAAAAAAAGAAUAGUAAAAAAAAAUAUUCUUUCGCACUUUUUCGUAUGAAUCUGAUUGCGUCGAGUGUAUAGUAAAACAUUGUACAUUAUAAAUGUACUGGAAGAUCGCGUACGCGACUUAAGACAUAUCUCGAUGUACUUCCGAUUUGAUAAAAGAAAAUUGUGUGGUGUAGUUUUAUGUGUUAUUGUGCCGUCGUUAAAGCGACUAAAUCGUUUUGAUAAAUGAGCCUGCAAGGUAGCCUUUUUGCCGAAGAUGUGGAGUACGACGUGACUCUCUUUUUGAAAGACAACAGAAAAAAAAGGGUCCUCGUGUUUCCUCCUGUAAACAGCUAUCAACGAUAUCUCAUACAUCAACUAGUGCAGGAUCGUUUUGCCGAUUUCCUGCGCACCUUCUCCAUUGGCCAAGGGCUCGACAGACGUACCGUCGUCUGCUACAAGACCGACGUCAUCAGGGAGCCAGGAUCGAAUGGUGGGGAACAAAAGGAAAGUCCUUCUAAAACGGUGUCCUGUGAAAUGGGUGUCUUAGAACGACGACAAUCAUCGUCGAAAUCACCAGAACGUAUUCGCACACAGCAACAGCAACAAAGGCAUGCUGAUCCACGAAUCGUUUCAAAUGCAAAGUCCAUUGCACCUGCGGUAGAAAUCUACGUACCACCUCCAGCAAGAAGGGCAAGAAAUAACAAGCUUCGUUCGCAACAUCGAGAAACAUCGACUCAUGUUAAAACAGAGGAUAGUAAUAGUAACGAUAACGACCUUACGGUACUCCCUUCCACAUCUUCUUUUUCUAACGCGAGAAAUAGUCGUCAAAGAAGACCAGAUCGUGCGGUUUAUGUACCAAGGCAUAGAAGAAGUGGUGCAGAUAUAGAAGUUAAUAAUACACGUCGUUCACACGAAGACAACGUUAUCUUACAAGAUCCUGUAAGAUUAACAACCACAACAGCAGUAAUAGCAUCGAACAACGCCAUUAACGAAGAACAAGAUAUUAUAUCAUUAUCGUCGUCGUCGUCGUCGUCGUCAUCAUCAUCAUCAUCAUCAUCAUCAUCAUCGUCGUCGUCGUCGUCAUCGUCGUCAUCGUCAUCAUUAUCAUCAUCAUCAUCAAAAUUAAACAGGGAAUCCGAAUGUCCAACAUCAUUAAAUACCAACAAGUAUAAUAAUUCAAGUUUGAACAGGGAUCAUUCACCUGUUAGCACUCUGAAAUCAUCAAGCGUAAAAGUAGAAAAUACUGAAGAACAAGUAAAACCAGUGAAACUCGACGAGCAGCAGUCAACGAUCUCGAAAAUAACAGACGAUCAUCAUCAUCAUCAUCAUCCUACGCACAAGGAAGAAGAAGUAGAAUCAGUGAAAGGUGAACGAUUGCAAAGUGAUACGUUAGUUUCUUCAUCUUUACAAGAAGACAAAUCUGAAGUUUUAUCGAACGCUCAAUCCUCAGAAACUAACUGUAAAAACAAUAACGAAACGACGAAUCAUUGUUCCGUUGAAAAACCUAUUGUUGUUGUUGUUGCAAAUUCGAACGACAUCAAACCUAAUAUGUCGAGUGAGAAAAAAGAUGACGAAUCGAAAGAUAAUGCAUCGUCGAAUCGUCGUAAUAACACUGUCAAGAAAAAUAACGAUAGCAAUAAUACCGUAAGACGAAAUAUGGUAUCAUCCGACGUUUUAAUAAUAUCCGACGUUAUUACCAAUAAUAAAGAACCCGUGAAAAAGGCUAAAGAAGUUCCUGUUGUUACCGUGGCACCGCCAGAAAAAAAAGCAAAAAAGGUUGAACGACCAAAAAGUAAACCAGCACCACCACCCUCACCUCCGAUCAAAAUUAGCAGAGACGAAUGUGAUUGGGAUAGUUUGUUUGAUGAUAAUGGUGAUUGUUUAGAUCCGUCCUUGAUUGAAGAGUUAACAUCGGCUGUUGGCGAAGUAAUGAUAGAACAACCAAAGAACGAUUAUAAAAUUUACACUAAACAAGUAGAAUCAUUAUCAAGCGAUGAAUUUGGUCACGUUGUUGAGAUCUAUAAUUUUCCAUCAGACUUCAAAACGAGUGAUUUGGCGACUGUUUUUAGCCCCUUCAAAACUGGGGGCUUUGAACUUAAGUGGGUCGACGACACCCACUGUCUUGGUGUUUUUAGCAGUCCUCUUAUUGCUGCUGAGGUAUUGGCUUCGGAACAUCCAUUUGUUAAAACCAGACCUCUUAGUGAAGCUACAGCUUUAAGUAAAACAAAAGCAAGAAGAAGUGCUGAGUUCUUGCAACCGUACAGAAGUCGUCCAGAAACAUGCGCUGCUUUAGCGAGAAGGUUGGUUACAGGUGCUCUAGGUGUAAAAUUAGCAACAGCGAGACAGGAACGAGAACACGAAAAGAACAUUUUACGUGAAGCUAAAGAAAAAAGAAGAUUGGCCAAUAAACAACGAGAAGAUGCUUGGGAAGGUAUAAUCCCUCAAAAGUAGCAUUACCUAUUAGUGGUCCAAUGAACUGACAGAAAAAUAAGAUAUACCUCGUAUCGUAUGACCUACGUUGCCUCUACGUAUUUGUGCCUUACUCAUCUAUGUUUUAAAUCGUAAACAGAGUACAGGCGUACUUUUCGAAUCGAAAUCAUUACUACUAUACUGAUUUGAGGGGAAUAAUUAUAAACAAGAAAAAGAUAAAAAGAAGAAGAAAGAAACAAACAAACAAACGAUUCGUUAAAUAGAUGAGUGCGGCAUGAGAAGCAUUUUUAAGGUUCUCGUGUAUGGAUGUGUGUGUGUAUGCAAGCGUGUGUGCAUAUGUUCUAUUUUUUCUUUUCUUCUUUUUUUUUUUGUUUUUUUUUUUGGUUAAACAAUUUAACGAAAAUCAAAAUGGGAUAUGUAUAAAAAAAAAAAAG
Messenger RNA from Polistes dominula (European paper wasp), 2854 nucleotides. RefSeq lists its product as uncharacterized. Gene Ontology annotation, molecular function: nucleic acid binding. Lineage: Eukaryota; Metazoa; Arthropoda; Insecta; Hymenoptera; Vespidae. The record is from RefSeq and is a predicted model, not a curated record.